Messenger RNA from Prosopis cineraria, 1966 nucleotides. RefSeq names its product ERAD-associated E3 ubiquitin-protein ligase HRD1A-like. Lineage: Eukaryota; Viridiplantae; Streptophyta; Magnoliopsida; Fabales; Fabaceae. The record is from RefSeq and is a predicted model, not a curated record.
AAACAAAUCAGGACACAUGGUUGUCAUCAGUAUAUGAAGACACGACCCGCAAUUACAGAAUCUUUAAGUCUGAAAAGUUAAAAUCUAAUAUAUUUGGCAUCACAUCAAAUUAUUACUUUCAUAUCUAAUUUAAUCCCACUACAUGAAUGCAAACAACAACACAGAAAGACAGAAAUGCCAGCAGCAUAUUUUCAACAGCUCCACCUAAUUGAUCUUCUAUGUGUCCAGAACUGUGAGUCUAUAUGCCAAAUGAGCAUAAGACAAACCAGCGAGAUUGAUUAGUUCAAUCUGACGUUGAAUCUAGAUUUGAAUUUAUUCCCCGCGUCAUCUGUUCCCUGCGUUGUUGUCAACCCUAGUGUCGGACGCCGUCACCGUUUCUUACAUUGUUUUUAAUUUUUUAUUUUAAUUUGGCUUUGAAUCUGGUCGUGUAAUCGUUUGGAUAUUGACGAUUUUGAAUAAAGCUUGAAGGUAACCGUUUUGUGUUGAGUUAGGACUUCUUUUGUCUAUGGAUUUCCAGAUGCUAAUUAAAUGGUUGCUGUUUCUCUGUGUAUAGCAAAAAUGAUGAGGCUACAGUCGUAUGCAGCGCUUAGUUUCCUUGCAACUCUAGCUGUUACGCAUCAUGCAUUCAACAGCAGAGGUCAAUUUUAUCCAGCAAUGGUUUUUCGGUCAACUUCCAAGAUCAACUUGGUACUUCUUCUCAACAUGGGUCUGGUCAUUAUGUGUCUUUUAUGGCAAUUAACAAAGAAGGUAUUUCUUGGCACACUCCGAGAGGCAGAGGUUGAGAGGCUUAAUGAGCAAUCAUGGAGGGAGGUUAUGGAAAUCCUUUUUGCCAUCACCAUUUUUAGGCAGGAUUUCUCUGUUACAUUCCUUGCUAUGGUCACAGCACUGUUGUUGAUCAAAGCUUUACAUUGGUUGGCUCAGAAAAGAGUUGAGUAUAUUGAGACCACUCCUGCAGUGCCCUUGUUGUCUCACAUUCGAAUUGUGUCUAUGGGUUUCCUCCUCCUUCUGGAUGGACUGUUUUUUUAUAGUUCCGUGAAGCAUUUGAUACUAUCAUGGCAGGCUUCAGUUUCCCUCUUUUUUGCUUUUAAGUACAUGAUACUGGCAACAACGACAGUGUCAAUUUUUGUAAAAUAUCUUUUCUACGUUAGCGACAUGGAAGGACAAUGGGAAAGGAAACCAGUCUUCACAUUCUACUUGGAACUCAUCAGGGAUUUGCUUCACUUGUCUAUGUAUAUGUGUUUCUUCCUCGUGAUUUUCAUGAACUUCAAAGUUCGUGUUGCUGACUACAUACGCUAUCAUAAGAUUACUUCAAAUAUGAAUGAUCGGUUUUCAGAUGCAACCCCUGAAGAGCUUAACGCAAGCGAUGCUACAUGUAUUAUCUGUCGUGAAGAGACGACUACAGCCAAGAAACUUAUAUGUGGACAUCUUUUUCAUGUGCAUUGCCUCCGAUCAUGGUUGGAGCGGCAACAUACUUGCCCUGCCUGCAGAGCCUUGGUUGUACCACCUGAAAAUGGCGCAACUACUGCUAGAGGGCAGCAUGGAUCACAGUCAGAUCGACAGGGAACAGGAACAGGAUAGUACUGGAAACUCAUCUCAAGCUCAAGGUGGCAAUGGGGUGGCUAUUGAUAAUUUGAGUCGUCAUCAAGCUAGACUCCAAGCUGCCGUUGCCUCAAUGUAUGAGAAGUCUUACGUAUACCCAUCAUCAUCUGCAACUUCUUUAGUAUGGUAUAUCAGUGAUUUACCAUCCACCUUUCUUUAUAUACUUAAACAGACUGAUCCAGAAACAAUGAAUUUAACUGAAGACACAUUGUGUGCCUGGGUUGUUCUUGUUGAAAAAUAGUUAGCAGAUGCCGCAAAAGGAAUAUAUUAUAUAUUUAUAUACAUUUGGUAUAUUCUCUUAAUCUGUUAUAAAGGAGUAACUAACUGAGGCAACACACUUGUAUGUUUGCAAAGAUGGCACAUGAGC